AUGAAUUGUAUAAUAAGGCAAGGGGCUUUAAAAAUUGGCUGUUGCAGCGGUUAUACUGUGGUACCAAAGAACGACCCCUUAUCUUUAUUAGCAUUAGCACGCCAGUUAGAUGUAGAUAUUUUGUUAUGGGGCGGUACUCAUAAUGUCGAGGCUUACACCUUGGAGGGGAAGUUUUUUGUGAAUCCAGGCAGUUGUACGGGAGCCUUCAAUACGGAUUGGCCCAUUAUAUUUGACGUUGAAGAUAGCGAUGAAGCUGUAACAUCAGGGGUGGAGGAAACUAAGGAGGAUGAACCCAUACAACAAAAUGAUGUAAUCAGGGAAGAAUCGAUGGGGAAAGAACAAUCUGGAUCUGACAUAACCAGAGAUAAUGCAAUCGAAGAGGAUGGCGCUGACGUGAAAUUGGAGAGCCAAUUUAAAGAAGACGAGGUCAAUAUAUCAGAUUUGGAUGUGAAAGGGUCUAAUUCGCCAAGUUUCUGUCUGCUGGAUAUUCAAGGUACCAUUUGCACGUUAUACAUCUAUCUUUAUGUUGACGGUGAAGUGAAGGUCGAUAAAGUGGUUUAUGAAAAGGAAUAG
Molecule: messenger RNA, 573 nt
Organism: Saccharomyces mikatae IFO 1815
Lineage: Eukaryota; Fungi; Ascomycota; Saccharomycetes; Saccharomycetales; Saccharomycetaceae
Gene: VPS29
Product: retromer subunit VPS29
Exons: 1
Coding region: 1-573 (190 amino acids)
Biological process (GO): retrograde transport, endosome to Golgi; intracellular protein transport
Cellular component (GO): retromer complex; endosome
Source: RefSeq, a predicted model, not a curated record